Babesia sp. Xinjiang is the source of this 1317-nucleotide messenger RNA. RefSeq lists its product as uncharacterized. The record is from RefSeq and is a predicted model, not a curated record. The transcript has 3 exons. Lineage: Eukaryota; Apicomplexa; Aconoidasida; Piroplasmida; Babesiidae. Bases 1 to 1317 code for a protein of 438 amino acids.
AUGAUACGUCCUCCGCUCUACUGCCUGGCGUUCCUUGGUGGUCUAUCUCCGUGGGAUGGUCAACUAAAUGCAUAUAACGCACAAAAUCGGAUCAAAGAUCUCCUAAAUUCGAGUGUUCCUCAGCACAACCAUUCCAGUGUAGCUCUAUAUUAUGUAAAAGAUGGGAACUAUUCAGAUGAGCACGGGUUUCCUGAUACUCUGCCAGGAUUCCAAGAUACUACUCUGGUUACUAUCCAUGAUAAGCGACGUAACUAUUGUAAAUGUGCUGCCAUAGCAUCUCCGAAUUCGGUCUUUCGUGAACCGUUGCCGGGAGAGGCAAUCACUCUACCUAACCCAUCGGCCGCAACAGGGGAGUACCUGUUGGAUAGGGACCUUUUUACCAAAGUUGCAGAGCUGCGGACAUUUAUAGAGGACUUCGAGGUGAGCAGGGGCAAACGUUCACAACUGCGGCGCUUGGAACGUGAAAUGAACAAAGAGGGUGCCGAAAUUGUGCAGCUUACGGCGGAGGAAGCAGCACAAAUAGAGGAACGUAAAGAUGAAUACACGGACGAAUCUGAUGACGAGCCAAUUACCCCUAUAGACAUAAAUGAAAAAACGCUGGAACCGAUUUAUGACCAUCUCUACGAGGAGAACAUGCUGGAAGAAGUCUUGGGUAAGGCAUUCAGCGUCUAUCGCAAGGACCGGGAUUACGCCUCCGUCCAGAGGCUGGAAGAUAUCGCAGGGGAAAUGGCGCCAGUUGCUGAAAAGGUGCGCAAAGGACGCUCUGAAGAGAUAAUUGUGCGUCUGAUAAAUUGCUACCUGGAUGAUAAAGAGGACAUAAAUGACGUCCUAGAAGAGUUGCAGAAAAAGAAGCAGUUGAAUAAGUACCUAAUGCAGCGCCUCGAUGAACUUAUUAAACUCGCUGCACAGAAGUUCCGCGUGAGCGACAAACACCCGGCGGUAUCGGAACAUUUUCUGACCACUCUCAAAGAUAGAGUGGCCGCUCAAAUGAUCACCUCAGCCAGAGGAACGGACCGCUGGGUCAAGAUAUUAGCGGACUGUUUCAGGUAUGAUAACUGUGUGGACUACGAAGCUGUAUUGAAGAAGCAUCUCCGCAAAAUUGAAGACAUCGAAGAUUUUCGUGACUGGCUUUUGGAUGGUAUCAGUUAUUGCCGUAAAAAAGGAAGGAUGGAAAACCAGCUUGAAGCCAUGGAAAAUAUAGAGUCUAUUGUGGUGUCGUUGCAUCCCGUAUGGACACCAACGGACGAUCACGUAGAGACUGAAGCAAAGGCGUACGACCACCCUCUGAUGAUAGAAGAUGUGCUCUCAGAACAGUGA